This is a messenger RNA of Strongylus vulgaris, 432 nucleotides long. NCBI's taxonomy places the organism in Eukaryota, Metazoa, Nematoda, Chromadorea, Rhabditida, Strongylidae. The record is from the annotation of a GenBank genome assembly.
AUGUCCAUUCACUGGGCUUGCACAACCCAUUUGACAGUCAGCGGAACAAUAGGUGCCAACUUCUUUAUUCGCGCCAAUAAUGACACGAUCAAAUUUUUCGAGAGGCUGUCCGACAAGCUGGCACAUUGGUACACACCAGAUAUGGGUGUAAUGAUCCAUCAGUGUCACACUUGGGGUCGUCCACGAUGUGCUUAUUUUCCAUAUGAACUAGCACACUCAUGGGAAUGGAUGUAUUCGGAACAGAAAAAUCCGCCUUAUAUCAUGCAGUUAGACUGUGAGACAGACGGUGGCUCAAAACUAAUGCAACUUGGGAAGUUCGGGUUUCAGUUCAUUGACAGCAAUGGAACUUGCGACCACGAAAAGGUUAAUAUCUAUAAACGUUUUGAUGAGAACUUGUGUGAAUUCCAAGGUGGAGUCCCAUGUGGUCUAGUG